AUGGAUUGGAUUACGCCAAUUAAUAUUGAAGCGACUUAUCCGACUAAUUUACCUUGGGAUCCUAGAUUAAGUGAACAUGGAUGCAAUCAAGCUCUAGAGCUUAGUCAAUAUUUUGUGAAAAACAAUAUAAAGAUUGAUCGUAUCUAUUCUAGUCCUCUUUAUCGUACACUACAAACUGCAAGCAUAAUUGCGGAUAAAUUAGAUUUAGAAAUCUCUAUCGAGUAUGGUUUAAGCGAAUGGUAUGACCCCUUCGAGGCAAGAACUUAUCCUAGUUGUGCGCCCCUUUCUGUUUUACAUGAAUUCUUUCCACGUAUCAAUCCCACAUAUAUUCCUAUAACAAAGCUGCCUAAUGAUGGGGAAACUUUCCAAGAACUUCACAAGAGGCUGGAUAGAACUAUGCAAAGUUUAAUAGAUGCAGGAGAGGAUCUCAAAUGCGUUUUGAUAAUUGUGCAUGCAGCAUCAUUAGUCGCUGGAGUGAAAGCUUUAAUUAAACAAAGAAACGCUGUAAUAAAUUGUUCUACGUGUUCUUUAACAAAAUGUAUAAGAAGCAAAGAAGGCUGGGUACUUGAAUUGAAUGGAGACACUUCCUUUCUAUCUCACGGAUCAGAGAAUAAUUGUAUUUUUACCGAAGUAGGAGUAGAAGAUGAUGUAAACGAUUAG
Molecule: messenger RNA, 660 nt
Organism: Dentiscutata erythropus
Lineage: Eukaryota; Fungi; Glomeromycota; Glomeromycetes; Diversisporales; Gigasporaceae
Source: the annotation of a GenBank genome assembly